Messenger RNA from Ilex paraguariensis (yerba mate), 384 nucleotides. The record is from the annotation of a GenBank genome assembly. NCBI's taxonomy places the organism in Eukaryota, Viridiplantae, Streptophyta, Magnoliopsida, Aquifoliales, Aquifoliaceae.
AUGGUUGUCAGUACGGAAAUGAAGAUGAAAGAACAAGGCAUCAAAGUGCCGAUAUCCAUGCUAAGGGAGCAGUUUCUUUUUUCUUCUGAUGCUGCAGAAGAAUUAAAGGAGGCUAUAUCUAAAAGGAAUCAUGAGUUGGUAUACUUAACGGAUUUUAAUCUCGUGGAUCAAGUAUGGAAAGAAUCAAGGCCGAAGCCUCCAAGCAAACCAGUUAGAGUGCAUGAUGUAAAGUAUGCUGGUUUAGACGUGUCAUCAAAACUGUCUUCCCCGAGGUCAGAACUGAUUGAUGCUGGUUCGGCGGGAAUUGUUGUCUCUAUGCUUGAUGAAGUUGUCUGGCUGUUGAACUUGGUAAUAUACCUAUCUUUCUUAGACAUGCUCCAGUAG